Molecule: messenger RNA, 934 nt
Organism: Clonostachys byssicola
Lineage: Eukaryota; Fungi; Ascomycota; Sordariomycetes; Hypocreales; Bionectriaceae
Source: the annotation of a GenBank genome assembly
AUGUCCUCAUCCCGAAUCCUGGGUGUCGGAAUUAUUGGAGCUGGGGUAGGUUGGAAUCUCCACUUCGAUCAUCCAUCACUCAAUGAUGAUGCUAUGCUCUUCUUUUCUACCCCUCACCCCCUUGGCCUUGACCGGAAGUGACACCACGUCUGACUAACUUGUUGUUACAAAGGAAGUGUUUCAAGUCUGCCAUGGACCUUGUCUUUUCCUUCUCUCCCACCAAUACAAAAUCGAGUCCAUCUGUGAUAUCUCCCAGACGCAACUGAAUCACAGUGCAACAAAAUUUCACAUCCCCCACAAGACUUCGGAGCCUCAGGAGGUCAUCGAACAUCCCAAGGUAGAUGUCGUCUUCAUCCUCACCUCGGAUGAUAGCCAUGAAGCUCUUGCAAUUGCUUCUCUCAAGGCCAAUAAGCAUGUCUUCGUCGAGAAGCCCAUGACCCUCUCCAUACCCUCUGCGGACCGGAUCCUUGCUGCCCAGAACGAGAGCAAGGCCAAGGCAUUCGUUGGAUACAUGCGUCGUUAUGCCCCCAGCUACGUAAAUGCUUUUAAGAGGGAGAUUGCAAGGAUCCCCAAGAUCCUCUAUGCCCGAGUGCGCGACUUUAGCGGUCCCAACGCUCAGUUCGUCAACCAGAGUGGCACGUUCCAGGUGAAGGGCACCGAUUUCCCACCAGGUACAAAUGAGGAACGCAUUCAGCGCUUUGAGAGUCUGUUCAAGGAAGCUUUCCACGGGCAGGAGAUUACCGACGAGAAGCGCAGGCUAUGUCGCUUCCUCGGCAGUCUUGGAUCUCAUGAUCUCUCACUUAUGCGCGAGACCCUUGGGUUCCCCGAGGCAGUUCUUGGUGCUUCGGCCAAUGAUCCUUUCUAUAACGCCAUUCUUUCUUUCCCGAAACAGCGAUGGGUCCCCGUACUCGGUUACGUACGAGAGUGGGAUUGA